This is a messenger RNA of Rhinopithecus roxellana (golden snub-nosed monkey), 4255 nucleotides long. It is a transcript of the gene DTNB, whose product is annotated as dystrobrevin beta. The transcript has 17 exons. The record is from RefSeq and is a predicted model, not a curated record. The coding region runs from base 264 to 2204 and encodes 646 amino acids. NCBI's taxonomy places the organism in Eukaryota, Metazoa, Chordata, Mammalia, Primates, Cercopithecidae. Gene Ontology annotation, biological process: synaptic signaling. Gene Ontology annotation, molecular function: zinc ion binding. Gene Ontology annotation, cellular component: plasma membrane; synapse.
GCGCGCUCGCGCUGGGCGCGCGCCCGCCCCUCCCCCCUCCCCCCUCCGCCCUCGCGCCCUCGCGCCGGGGGCGGGCGCUGCGCGUGCCGGGCGGGGAAGCGGUGCGAGCCAGGCGCAGCAAACGUUCGCCGCGGGGGCGGCUCCGGGGCCUGAGUGGGCGCCGCCGCUGCCUCAGCCGAGGGGGCCGGGCCGGAGCGUGAGGAGGAGUGAGGCCGCAGGAGACCUUCCCGACGCCCCCUGCUCCGGCAGGGAAGUGAGCAAGGAUGAUUGAAGAAAGUGGGAACAAGCGGAAGACCAUGGCAGAGAAGAGGCAGCUGUUCAUAGAAAUGCGUGCUCAGAAUUUUGAUGUCAUACGACUAUCAACUUACAGAACAGCCUGCAAAUUACGAUUUGUACAAAAACGAUGCAACCUUCAUCUUGUUGAUAUCUGGAACAUGAUUGAAGCCUUCCGAGACAAUGGCCUUAAUACACUGGACCAUACCACCGAAAUCAGUGUGUCCCGCCUUGAAACUGUCAUCUCCUCCAUCUACUAUCAGUUGAACAAGCGCCUUCCUUCUACUCACCAAAUUAGUGUGGAACAAUCUAUCAGCCUCCUCCUCAACUUCAUGAUUGCUGCAUAUGACAGUGAGGGCCGAGGCAAGUUGACGGUAUUUUCAGUUAAAGCUAUGUUAGCAACCAUGUGUGGUGGAAAAAUGCUGGACAAAUUGAGAUAUGUUUUCUCCCAGAUGUCAGAUUCCAAUGGCUUAAUGAUAUUUAGCAAGUUUGACCAGUUUCUGAAGGAAGUUCUGAAGCUCCCAACAGCUGUCUUUGAAGGGCCAUCUUUUGGUUACACAGAGCACUCAGUCCGCACCUGUUUUCCACAGCAGAGAAAGAUAAUGCUAAAUAUGUUUUUAGACACGAUGAUGGCUGACCCUCCUCCCCAGUGCCUUGUCUGGCUACCUCUCAUGCACAGGCUUGCCCAUGUUGAGAAUGUCUUCCAUCCCGUGGAGUGCUCCUACUGCCGGUGUGAGAGUAUGAUGGGUUUCCGCUACCGAUGCCAGCAGUGCCACAACUAUCAGCUCUGCCAGAAUUGCUUUUGGCGUGGCCAUGCCGGUGGCCCUCACAGCAAUCAGCACCAGAUGAAAGAGCAUUCAUCUUGGAAAUCUCCUGCAAAGAAGCUGAGCCAUGCAAUUAGUAAAUCUUUAGGGUGUGUACCCACCAGAGAACCCCCGCAUCCUGUUUUUCCUGAGCAACCAGAGAAACCACUUGACCUUGCACAUAUAGUUCCUCCUCGCCCUCUGACUAAUAUGAAUGACACCGUGGUUAGCCACAUGUCCUCUGGAGUGCCCACUCCCACCAAGAGGUUACAGUAUAGCCAGGAUAUACCCUGUCACUUGGCCGAUGAGCAUGCGCUGAUAGCCUCCUAUGUGGCCCGUCUGCAGCACUGUGCACGUGUUCUGGACAGUCCUAGCCGACUGGAUGAGGAACACCGUCUUAUAGCUCGAUAUGCUGCCCGGCUGGCUGCAGAAGCAGGAAACGUGACUCGUCCUCCCACUGACUUGAGCUUUAACUUUGAUGCCAACAAACAACAAAGACAGCUUAUUGCAGAACUGGAAAACAAAAACAGAGAGAUCCUGCAGGAGAUUCAGCGUCUCCGCCUGGAACACGAGCAGGCCUCCCAGCCCACCCCUGAGAAGGCACAGCAGAACCCCACGCUGCUGGCAGAGCUGCGGCUGCUGAGGCAAAGGAAGGAUGAACUGGAGCAGAGGAUGUCGGCCCUGCAAGAGAGCAGGCGGGAGCUGAUGGUCCAGCUAGAAGAGCUGAUGAAGUUGCUGAAGGCUCAGGCCACAGGGUCACCACAUACAUCGCCCACCCAUGGAGGCGGCCGGCCGAUGCCCAUGCCAGUGCGCUCCACGUCUGCCGGCUCCACCCCCACCCACUGUCCGCAGGACUCACUGAGCGGAGUUGGGGGAGACGUUCAGGAGGCCUUUGCACAAGGUACGAGGAGAAACCUCCGCAAUGACCUGCUGGUGGCAGCUGACUCCAUCACCAACACCAUGUCAUCCCUGGUGAAGGAGCUCCAUUCAGGUGAAACCCAGAGCUCCCACCUGGCUUCCUGGCCUCCCCUGCCUUGGCCGCGCCCUUCUCACUUCCUCGCCAGCUCUGGCAGAACGUCACCACCCAGCUCGCACCACCCCAUUUCACCACCCAACUUUGCCUUCUAGGAACACAUUGGAUGUCUCUGCCCAGAGAGCCUCUGUCACACAGGAUUGCAUAGGGGCGGUUUCACAUUCAGGCCUAUCUCAGGAGUGCAUCUUGUGGAGCAAGCUGAAUUUGGAGAAAUUCAGACCUUUCAGUGCAGGCAGGCCCCCUUCCUCACUUACCCCGUCUUCCAUCUGUGCUUUGUCCACAGCCUCUCUCUCCCUAGGCCUGACCGACCGCCUCAUUCUGAAGCUUCCCUGGAAGUCUGGAGCCGAAUCAGCCAGGAAAGCUCUGGACCUUCCCCUGCUGCCUUUCUGCUCUCUCCUGUUUGAUUUGGUUUUGAAGCCUAUUCCUUCCUUUUGUCCGUAACCAGGCUCUGAUUUCACCUGAAGUUCAUGACCUGAGUCUGUCGCCUCUUCCACUCCUCAUGUUCAGCUCAUCUGUGACUUCUUUCUCAGUCUCUCCAUCACCUCGCCACAUCAGUGACUUCCCAAAGACCUUUACCUUACAUAAAACCCAGGAAAGAGAGAGAAAAUAAAAGGCCAUUCACGUAUCAUCCCAUCUCCAGGAAUCUCCAUGACUCUGCCAGUUACGUAGGGGCCAGAGUCACUAACGAUUUCACAGCAGUGGGGUUUCCGUGUUUUCUGUUAAACUAAUGGUUUCCCUUCCUAAGUGCUGUAGGUCACUCACACUGAUGGUUCUCUUUUGUUUCUUUCCACCUAAUGUAGUGCUUUUAAAUACCUUGAAGUAGCUUAACAGGGCUAUUAAAUAAAAAGAUAAAGCAGUUUUUCCACAGACCAUUCAAACACAUAGAUUUAUUCAGACACUCUUAGGGAAGGCAAGCCUUGGGUAUUUUUCAGCCCUUCGUAGGAGAAAGCUCACAUGUUUCGGGUUGUCAUGGGACUGGACAGAGCCCCCAGCUCUGCUCUCAAGUCUGCCUGUUUUCAUACAGACCAAAGUGACUAUGUGGCCCAGUCUGCUCUUUCCAGUCAGUUGAGGUCAGACGCUGCUUCUCUGGUUUGAUGGUGUCACCCUCUCCAUUCUAGCACUGUUUCUCAACCCCCAUCAGAAGCACAGCCCCCCUCUGUACACAUGAACAGAAGAGGUGACAGCCUUUGGGAUGACCUCACAGGUGAUUAGAAGGCACUUUCCCUAAUACAGCUCCCCACAGAUGCCAGAAAUCCCACUUUUAGAGGAAAUUUCUUACGGAAUUUCGGGCCAUGGAAAUUAACUACACUUGUACUUCAUGGCCACUUCUUAGAGUUUAUGCAAAAUAAGUGGCUUCUGCGUUCAUCUUGCUAGGGUGAGAGGUCAUUAAAUACCGUUAAGCAUAAAGCACAUAGAGACCAAAUAGCUUCACAAAAAUUUAAAGGUUAUAGGAAUACUCAGCAGUGUCUCAUAGUAGGAAAGAAUGGUUUCAACAAAAUUAUAUAGUGUAAUUUGGAAGGUGCCUUAGAGAGCACAUUGUCCAGUCCCUUACUUUAGAAAUGCUGCAUGUGCUUAUCAGAAAAGUUGUCUACCUAAGGUCGUGCAGCUUGAAGGGGGAAAGCUGGUCCUAGAACUUGGGUCUUCAGAGCAUUAAGCCAGAGAUCUUACUCCCCUCCAGGAUAAGACAUCAAACCCAGAGUCCCAGAGGCCCCUUUCCCUGAUGUUCUCUCAGUCACUGAAGCCUGCAGGUAGAUGUGGACCAAAGCCACACAUGGCAUGGUAUCCCUCUAACAUGCAGACAUAAACUCCCUUUACAUGUGAGGGUACCAAUUUCUCAAUGAAUAGAACAGCUUUGCCCAACACCAACACGUUUUUACUAUCUCCUUGACAGUGACUUGACAGGUUUUUGUUCCAAUGAGAUGACAUACUUAGAUUAUCUUUACAUAUAGUCUAUACAGUAUAUACAUACUGUAUAUACAUAGCUUGUACUCCUCAUCUUUAUAAAGUUUUUUCACAGAUAAUGGAAUCCUAGAAUUGGAAAGGAUCGAGGCCAGGCACAGUGGCUCACACCUGUAAUCUCAGCACUUUGGUAGGCUGAGGCAGGUGGAUCACCUGAGGUCAGGAGUUCAAGACCAGCCUGACCAAC